UCUGCAUUGCUCUGAUUUUGAGUUUUAGGUUAAAACAAUAAUUUUAAAUUUUUCUAGGAUUUUAAAAAUAAAUAAAAGCGUAAUGAAUAGAUUAUAUAUAUUUUCGAGGACAGCUUCUGGUUUAAAGAAUAAAUUUAUGUUCCCCCCAGUAUGUAUAAAAGAUAUUUAUUGUGAGAAGAGUACAAAGAAUAAUAUUACUAGCAGUGACAGCAGUUCUAGCAGUAGUGACAGUAGCAGCGAAUUGGAUGUUAAAACUGAGAAAAUUGCCAUAUCUUCAUCUAAAGCAAACCGCGAAGAAGCAACGAAUAAAUUAAAAAACUUACUGAAAAAAAUAGUGGAGGAAGAUGUUGUGAGGGUGGAAAAGAAGUUAGAUUUAGCACGACCUACAAAUAAACGUGCCCAAAAAAAGUCUGGGACGGAAUCGGUUAAAGUGGAUACUAUAGAGAAACAAAUGGUAAAUGCUGCGAAAAAUGUAGCCAAGGACAUCGGUGGAGAUAUUAAACAAACAGAAUCUGAUCUGCUUUCAAAAUUAUUAGGUCCUGCUGAAAAUUCUACACUCUCUUCAACAAAUUUGAGCGAUAUUGUCAAAGGUAUGAAAAUUGAUAGGGACUCAAAACCAGCUGAGCAAUCUCGUGCCGAACAGGUCAGAAAUUUGUUGAAAAAAAUAAAAUCGAAGCCAGAAAGUGAUCCGCAAGAAAAAAGGAGGCAAAGGAAGUUUGUGCAUCAGCGACAGCGACCUGAAACGGUAGUGCAUAAAAUCGAUUUGUUUGGCAGUGAUCCGUUGGGAAUUUUUACCAACAAAGAAUUAAAAGAAAGUCCGGAGAACAAGACAUGGCAAUCCUUGUACCAACGGGACUUAAAAUUAGCGGUUACUCAUCCACCUGCCAAUUAUUUUCAGCAGAUGAUACUGUGGACAGAACAAGGAAAACUCUGGAAAUUUCCUAUAGACAAUGAACAAGGAUUGGAUGAAGAGAAGAAAGUGUACUUUACCGAACAUAUAUUCUUAGAAGAACAUUUAGAACCGUGGUGCCCUGCUAAAGGACCCAUAAGACAUUUUAUGGAAUUAGUCUGUGUGGGGCUAUCGAAAAAUCCUUACCUCACCGUGGAAGCUAAAAAAGAACACAUCCUGUGGUACAAGAAUUAUUUCGAGGAUAAAAAGAAACUCCUUCAAGAUGUAGGUGCACUUCUUCCACAAAAAGAGCCACAGAAAUCGAUUGAAUAAUACUUUAUAUUAUUAUUGUAAUUAAUAAAAAAAUUAGAUAAUAAAUGCUAGUGAUCUGUGAAA
This is a messenger RNA of Anoplophora glabripennis (Asian longhorned beetle), 1285 nucleotides long. RefSeq names its product 28S ribosomal protein S31, mitochondrial (gene mRpS31). The record is from RefSeq and is a predicted model, not a curated record. The transcript is spliced from 7 exons. Gene Ontology annotation, molecular function: structural constituent of ribosome. NCBI's taxonomy places the organism in Eukaryota, Metazoa, Arthropoda, Insecta, Coleoptera, Cerambycidae. Gene Ontology annotation, cellular component: mitochondrial small ribosomal subunit. The coding region runs from base 83 to 1222 and encodes 379 amino acids.